Molecule: messenger RNA, 2616 nt
Organism: Oikopleura dioica
Lineage: Eukaryota; Metazoa; Chordata; Appendicularia; Copelata; Oikopleuridae
Source: the annotation of a GenBank genome assembly
AUGAAGUUGGCGCAUAAUCUUCAGAUUCCAAAUUACACAGGAGGCUACAUGAUGUCUAGAUUCAAUAUUAGUAUUUCGGCGAAUAUGCAGAAUGCUCUUGAAACAGCUCGACUUUUUAGACCAGACUUCGACGCUGCUAUUGACGGCGCUUACGGAUGCUUUUGCAAUUUUGCAUAUGGAAACAAACCUUACGACCAGUCUGCUCUUGGAAAUACUCCGAUUGACGAGAUCGACGCAAGCUGCAAGCAUUUGAAGGACUGUUUACAGUGUGCAAAAGCUCAGUUUGGCGAUAGCUGUACAACUGAGCAGACCUUUUUUACUCGGGAAACGGAUUCUUGUUUAAAUCAAGCUGGAACUUGUGAGCGUGCCAUUUGUGAGUGCCACAUGCAAUUUGGGCGAAACCAAGCAGAUGCUCAUUUGAAUACUGGAGGCCAUGAUCAAGCUGCGCUUUGGGGAGACAUGACUGACGGAAGUUUCAUCAAUUACAGAAGCAAUGUUUGCCCAAGUUUGUGUCCAGCAGGCAAAAUCAAGCUAACAACGAACGAUGCUACCGAUUUGAUUCUUGAGGCUACUGGGAUUUUCAAAGAACAACGACUCUUCACUGAUUCUUUUCAUGAUGUCUACUUUGACAAUGGAAAAUGGAUGAAAUUCUUAUUCAUAUUCUUCGGCUUGGCGGAUUUUAUACAAGCAGAGAAAACGACAGUAGAUAUUAUUGUUACAGUGCCUUUCAAUCGAACCGACACUUUUGGCGAGACAUAUCCAUUCAGCAGGGAUUAUGUCGAGCCAGCGCUGACCUGGAUGAACAACAAGAUCAGCACACAGCAAGAAGAAGUCGAGUUCAACCUGACGUACAAGGACAGCAAGUGCAGCAAAGAUGGAGUGGCCCUUUUCUGGGGCGAUGAAUUCAAACCGCCGCGACAAAACCCACUCGCUUUUAUCGGACCAGUUUGCGAAGAUGCUGCAGUUCAGGCUGCUCUCAGUGGAAAGCUCUUCCAAUUUCCGAUAAUGACCCCUGGAUACUUCGGUGCAAACAGCUUGCGACACAAAGAACAGUUCCCAACGCUUGUGCGAACACUGCCUGGUUUUUUAGAAGUUGCGCUUUUUAUUCGAAAGCUUUUUGAAACACUAGGUUACGUUCAAAAUGGUUGUCGACAGAAAAUCAACCUUGUCUACGAAUACGAUCAAACAAACUUCGACUCCAUGGUCAAAUUCCGCGAGCAGCUUAUCCACGCCGUCAAUUUCGCCUUCCAAGAAUACAACGUCGUUUUUGACGAGUUUAUCGAGAUUGAAAUGAGCAAAAUUGAAAAUGAUGACGAUCGACUGAUGUUUGAAUACACGCUGAGCAAAAAGGUUGAAAACAUAAUCUCAGAUGAUGGGCGGCCCGUUUCGACGAUUAUAAUCGGCCACUACGAUCUCGCCGAGGAUAUUCUUCGAGAAGCAAAAUAUCAAGGAAAAUUAAAUCGCGAAAUAUACGAUUGGUUUCUUAUAGACCUUCACAGCGCCUCGACGUACUUGUCCCGUCACUGGCUUUAUGACCGUAAUAUUUCGAAAUACGAUGAUGACUUCGAAGAAGAAAUUGAACUGGUUUCCCAUCUCAAUGUUAUCACGCAGUACCAAGAUGAUAGAUACGCGGACGAAGAUCAAUCUCAAGACUAUGCGAAUUUUACUGAGUUUGUUCUUGAAGAAUACGAGAAGAACAAUGUUGAAUCUCCUCUUGAAGAACCCGGGACGUUCCCACGUGCGUUUGCUGACACGCUUUACGUCUUCUAUAUACUGUGGCGCGAUUUCCACCAGAACAAAGCUCGUUAUGAAUACCAGGACGCAGUGCCUCUCAUUAAUCAACUCAGGCACGGCUUUAUUUCGAAUGCUUUUGGCGAAGUGAUGGCAUUUGAUGAAAACUUGGAGCUUUUUGGGAAAUACCAAGUAUUGCAAUUCAAGGAAAAAGUGCUCAAAUGGAAGCAAACUGCUACACAAACGAUGAUCGGACAAUGCCCUGAUUGCAAAAUGAGCAACGUCCAAAUCAAAGACAAUCAUCGAUAUAUUGAGCCACUUGAUUGCGCCGGAGUCGCUUCCAACACCCCACCGAUGAUAAUCGAUAAGUACGAAGGAUCGAGUACGUCGGACUUGUACGAAGUAAAAUACGAACGCGAAAGCAAUGAAAUUAAUACUGCAACUUGGGCUGGAGUCAUUGGAGCCAUGAUUCCGACGAUGGUCAUCUUCAUUGUCGGAAGCGUACUUUAUUGGAUUUAUAGGAAGAAAAAAUAUGCAAUAGUCCUUGUCAGAAGCGUUUCAGAAAGUCGCCGUCAAAAACGCGCUAAAAUGUCAAAAGAAACUUCGUCCCAAAAAUCCUCUUGCAAGUCCAACAUUCAGCAGCAUGUCAUACCAGUAAUUGAUCCAACGUUACAGCGAGUAGAAUCAAAUAGAACGUCUGAAGAGCUCCACGUUCAACUACAAGUUCAGGACUCGGUUGAAGACAUAGAAGAGAUCAAACCGCCAAAACUAAAUAAAGAAAGCAAAAGUAUAUUAAAGAAAAAUAUGAAAUCGCUGCGAUCAAAGUCAGAAGAUAGCGAACUCUUCGAUGAAGUCUGCCAUUCGUUAACAUUCGACUAUCACUGA